Molecule: messenger RNA, 2100 nt
Organism: Cebus imitator (Panamanian white-faced capuchin)
Lineage: Eukaryota; Metazoa; Chordata; Mammalia; Primates; Cebidae
Gene: TINAGL1
Product: tubulointerstitial nephritis antigen like 1
Exons: 14
Coding region: 124-2100 (658 amino acids)
Biological process (GO): proteolysis
Cellular component (GO): lysosome
Molecular function (GO): cysteine-type peptidase activity
Source: RefSeq, a predicted model, not a curated record
ACGCGCCCCGCCCCGCGCUCCUCUCUUGACUUUGAGUGUCCGGCGGUCGCAGAGCCAGGAGGCGGAGGCGCGCGGGGCAGCCUGGGCCCCAGCCCACACCCUCACCAGGGCCCAGGAGCCGCCAUGUGGCGAUGUCCACUGGGGCUACUGCUGUUGCUGCUGCUGACUGGCCACGUGGCUCUGGGUGCCCAGAAGGGUCGUGGGCGCCGGGAGCUAGCACCAGGUCUGCACCUGCGGGGCAUCCGGGACGCGGGAGGCCGGUACUGCCAGGAGCAGGACCUGUGCUGCCGUGGCCGUGCCGACGACUGUGCCCUGCCCUACCUGGGCACCAUCUGUUACUGUGACCUCUUCUGCAACCGCACGGUCUCCGACUGCUGCCCUGACUUCUGGGACUUCUGCCUCGGCGUGCCACCCCCUUUUCCCCCAAUCCAAGCAGGAUGUAUGCAUGGAGGUCGCAUCUAUCCAGUCUUGGGAACCUACUGGGACAACUGUAACCGUUGCACCUGCCAGGAGAACAGGCAGUGGCAGUGUGACCAAGAGCCAUGCCUGGUGGAUCCAGACAUGAUCAAUGCCAUCAACCAGGGCAACUAUGGGUGGCAGGCUGGGAACCACAGUGCCUUCUGGGGCAUGACCCUGGAUGAGGGCAUUCGCUACCGCCUGGGCACCAUCCGCCCAUCCUCCUCUGUCUUGAACAUGCAUGAAAUUUAUACAGUGCUGAACCCAGGGGAGGUGCUUCCCAAGGCCUUCGAGGCCUCUGAGAAGUGGCCCAACCUGAUUCACGAGCCUCUUGACCAGGGCAACUGUGCAGGCUCCUGGGCCUUCUCCACAGCAGCUGUGGCAUCCGAUCGUGUCUCUAUCCAUUCUCUGGGACACAUGACACCCGUCCUGUCGCCCCAGAACCUGCUGUCUUGUAACACCCACCACCAGCAGGGCUGCCGCGGUGGGCGUCUCGAUGGUGCCUGGUGGUUCCUGCGUCGCCGAGGGGUGGUGUCUGACCACUGCUACCCCUUCUCGGGCCGUGAGCGAGACAAGGGUGGCCCCGCGCCCCCCUGUAUGAUGCACAGCCGAGCCACGGGUCGGGGCAAGCGCCAGGCCACUGCCCGCUGCCCCAACGGCCACGUUAAUAACAACAACAUCUACCAGGUCACUCCUGCCUACCGCCUCGGCUCCAAUGACACAGAGAUCAUGAAGGAGCUGAUGGAGAAUGGCCCUGUCCAAGCCCUCAUGGAGGUGCAUGAGGAUUUCUUCCUCUACAAGGGAGGCAUCUACAGCCACACGCCAGUGAACCUUGGGAGGCCAGAGAGAUACCGCCGGCAUGGGACCCACUCAGUCAAGAUCACAGGAUGGGGAACGCUGAGUCAGCUGCCGCCUGAAGGGGGAGCCCUGCCCUCCUAUCAGCUGAACGGAUGCCAGGCUGGUGCUCCUUCCUUUCUGGGAACCCAAGGGCCUGUGCCUGGGAGGGGGAUCCCCGAGCGCAAGGAAUCCUCCCUGCCGCCACCUCCAGCCAGUGGGCAGCCGGAGUUGCCGAGGGACUGCGGCAGGGAGGUCCCCCGGGGCCCCUGGCAGCCCCUCAGGACCGCCGUGUCCCCCAGGCCUCCCCCGCAUCACCUGAAAAGAACGCGGGCGCCCGAUAAGCGGCCGCCUUUGUCUCGCUUCCUGUUUGCCAGGACGUCCCGAGCCCGACUCCCGCGUCCCGCCCGCCACUCCUCAGGGAGCCAAGGCCGGCGGGGAGCCCCAAGGGGCGGCGGCUCCUCCGCACCCCCUCCGUGGCCUCGGGACGCGCCCCGCUGGAAAAACCCCGCUGGAAUUUUCUACGUAGCCUCCCGAGGAAGCUCUGCGGGGCGGGGACAGGAGGGGAACUGGGGUGCGGCCGGCCGGUCUCAAGGAUUCGGCUCCGGCUCUAGCUCCGCCGCCCUGGCCCUGCGGACCCUGUUGCCUAAAACCAUACUGGGCGUGGAAAUGACACCAGAGCUGUUUGCUGGAGGAUGGAGGAAGCACGUGAUUGUGGAUGCCCACUUGCAGCGCCACCUCAGCGGUGUCAACCACAGCAGCAGUGCCUCCUGGUGGCUGAGUCCACAUCUCCCUCUGCUGCCUCCUUGA